AUGCACGAGUUGCUCCUCUAUGGCCAAGUGUCGGCCGCGCGCCAUGAUCAGGUCCUGAAGAUUCUCGCGGGGUUUGCUGCUAUGCAGCCCCGCCGUAUACUCCAGCGGCGCAUCAUCUACAAGCCUGAGCGCGAGCCUGAAGAGCCUGGUUCUCACUUGCGCCGCGGUGGUACUCAGGCCGUUGCUGUGAAGCAGAAGCUACAGGCUACCACGCCUACACAGCUCUACUAUACCCACUUGGUGCAGAAACUCUCAGAAGAGGACUUUGGGCAAGGUGAUAGUAAAACAAGUGACACUUUGUCUGCCGAUGUGGACUUUGAGGGCGGCGAAGAGCCACGAUGGUCGACCUUGUUCGAGGAUAUACCAGACACUGGGGAUAGAGGGGUAUCGAUACGCUUCACCAACAACACUGAUCUCAUUGGGGGAGAUCCUCAUACCUUCAUGACUACCUCUGGACCGAACCGCUUUGUUACAGAGUACUACAUCGAGGGACACCGCUUCGUCCAUGGCAACGUCGUAAUUUUCCUCCACCGCAUCCUCCACGAGCCCGGCGUCCGGAACCUGCAAACAGAACCGAAGGUCAACCCCCCAGCAUUUGAAGCCCUGCAGCUUCUAGAUCAGAGCGGCACUUAUAUACUUGAGGCAAAAGUGCGCGUGCAAGACUUCAAAGAUGCAUCUGUGUUGGAGUCUGGUGUCAACGAGCUGAAGGGGUUCCAGAUAUCAAUGAGGGGUUGCGUAGAACUGUCAUUGCCUGACCGCCUCACCAUGGACACACGGGUCAAGUACACGCCGCCACCAGGAGUUGUCACGAAGGCGCAGGUACAAGCACAGGCGCAAGUGCAAGGUCAACAGAACAAUCGUUGA
This is a messenger RNA of Macroventuria anomochaeta, 864 nucleotides long. RefSeq lists its product as uncharacterized. The record is from RefSeq and is a predicted model, not a curated record. Lineage: Eukaryota; Fungi; Ascomycota; Dothideomycetes; Pleosporales; Didymellaceae. The transcript is spliced from 2 exons. Bases 1 to 864 code for a protein of 287 amino acids. Gene Ontology annotation, cellular component: mediator complex; core mediator complex. Gene Ontology annotation, molecular function: transcription coregulator activity. Gene Ontology annotation, biological process: regulation of transcription by RNA polymerase II; termination of RNA polymerase II transcription.